Molecule: messenger RNA, 3202 nt
Organism: Lepidothrix coronata (blue-crowned manakin)
Lineage: Eukaryota; Metazoa; Chordata; Aves; Passeriformes; Pipridae
Gene: ACTN2
Product: actinin alpha 2
Exons: 21
Coding region: 273-2966 (897 amino acids)
Biological process (GO): actin cytoskeleton organization; muscle cell development
Cellular component (GO): plasma membrane; cell junction; cell projection
Molecular function (GO): actin filament binding; calcium ion binding
Source: RefSeq, a predicted model, not a curated record
ACAGCAGCAGCCACAGAGGGAGAGAGAGGGAGAGAGAGUGAACGAGGGCAAGGGAGAGAGGGAAGCAAGGUCACCACACGUCAGCACCUACCUGACAGUUUCAGCCUCUGCUCUCAGCAAGAUUCGUCCAUAUUCACUCCCUGUCACCUUGGAAAAAGGAAAAAAAAAAAAAAGGAAAGAAAAGAAAACAGACACUGCUACCUACAACCCAUCAGCAAGUAAACUCAAAUUGUAGUAGAAGCCUCAGCAGCUGAAGCUGAUCCCCCGGUAGCAUGAACAGCAUGAACCAGAUAGAAACAAACAUGCAGUACACCUAUAACUAUGAAGAAGAUGAGUACAUGACCCAAGAAGAAGAAUGGGACAGGGACCUGCUCCUGGACCCAGCAUGGGAGAAACAGCAAAGGAAGACAUUUACAGCCUGGUGCAAUUCCCAUCUCAGGAAAGCAGGCACACAGAUUGAGAACAUUGAAGAGGACUUCAGGAAUGGCCUCAAACUGAUGCUCCUCUUGGAAGUUAUCUCAGGGGAAAGACUACCGAAACCAGACAGAGGGAAGAUGCGCUUCCAUAAAAUUGCUAAUGUCAACAAAGCUCUGGAUUAUAUCGCCAGCAAAGGAGUGAAACUUGUGUCAAUUGGUGCAGAAGAAAUUGUGGAUGGCAAUGUGAAAAUGACGCUGGGUAUGAUCUGGACUAUCAUCCUUCGCUUUGCUAUUCAAGAUAUUUCAGUGGAAGAGACCUCUGCCAAAGAAGGGCUGCUGCUGUGGUGUCAAAGGAAAACUGCUCCUUACAGAAAUGUGAACAUUCAAAACUUCCAUCUUAGCUGGAAAGAUGGCCUUGGAUUAUGUGCACUUAUCCACAGACACCGACCUGAUCUUAUUGACUACUCCAAGCUAAAUAAGGAUGACCCCAUAGGAAAUAUCAACCUUGCCAUGGAAAUUGCUGAAAAGCAUUUGGAUAUUCCAAAGAUGCUGGAUGCGGAAGAUAUUGUGAACACUCCCAAACCUGAUGAGAGAGCUAUCAUGACAUAUGUGUCCUGCUUCUACCAUGCUUUUGCUGGAGCAGAGCAGGCUGAGACUGCAGCUAACCGGAUCUGUAAGGUGCUUGCUGUGAAUCAGGAAAAUGAGAGGUUGAUGGAAGAGUAUGAGAGACUAGCAAGUGAGCUUUUAGAAUGGAUUCGCCGGACAAUUCCUUGGCUGGAAAACAGGACUCCAGAAAAAACAAUGCAGGCUAUGCAGAAGAAAUUAGAGGAUUUCCGGGACUACCGCCGCAAACACAAACCUCCCAAAGUCCAAGAGAAAUGUCAACUGGAGAUCAAUUUCAACACCCUGCAGACAAAACUGAGAAUCAGCAAUCGUCCAGCUUUCAUGCCAUCGGAGGGGAAGAUGGUUUCAGAUAUUGCCGGUGCUUGGCAGAGACUUGAACAAGCUGAGAAAGGCUAUGAAGAGUGGCUGCUGAAUGAAAUACGACGACUGGAAAGACUUGAACACUUGGCUGAGAAAUUUAGGCAGAAGGCUUCCACUCACGAACAGUGGGCAUAUGGCAAAGAGCAGACCUUACUUCAGAAGGAUUAUGAAUCUGCUUCUCUGACAGAAGUCCGUGCCAUGUUAAGGAAACAUGAAGCUUUUGAGAGCGAUUUGGCUGCUCACCAGGAUAGGGUGGAACAGAUCGCUGCCAUUGCCCAGGAGCUGAAUGAACUAGACUACCACGAUGCUGCAAGUGUCAAUGAUAGAUGCCAAAAGAUAUGCGACCAAUGGGACAGCCUGGGAACACUCACUCAGAAAAGGAGAGAGGCACUGGAGAGGACGGAGAAAUUGCUCGAAACAAUCGAUCAGCUUCACCUGGAGUUUGCCAAAAGAGCUGCUCCUUUCAACAACUGGAUGGAAGGUGCUAUGGAAGACCUACAGGACAUGUUUAUUGUUCAUAGUAUAGAGGAAAUUCAGAGUUUGAUCUCUGCACAUGAUCAAUUUAAAGCAACUUUGCCAGAGGCAGAUGGUGAAAGACAGGCCAUACUGUCGAUCCAGAAUGAAGUUGAAAAAGUUAUCCAGAGUUAUAGCAUGAGAAUAAGUGCAACCAAUCCUUACAGCACUGUUACUGUUGAUGAGAUUCGCAGCAAGUGGGAAAAGGUGAAGCAGCUGGUGCCCCAGAGGGAUCAAUCCUUGCAGGAGGAAUUAGCCCGCCAACACGCCAACGAGCGCUUGCGUCGCCAGUUUGCCGCUCAGGCCAAUGUCAUCGGGCCAUGGAUCCAGACCAAGAUGGAAGAAAUUGCCCGCAGUUCUAUUGAAAUGACAGGGCCUUUGGAGGACCAGAUGAAUCAGCUGAAGCAAUAUGAGCACAAUAUCAUUAAUUAUAAACACAACAUUGACAAACUGGAAGGAGAUCAUCAGCUUAUACAAGAAGCCUUGGUGUUUGACAACAAACACACCAACUAUACUAUGGAGCACAUCCGUGUUGGAUGGGAGCUUCUACUUACCACCAUUGCUCGAACUAUCAACGAGGUUGAGACUCAGAUCCUCACAAGAGAUGCCAAGGGUAUCACCCAGGAACAAAUGAAUGACUUCAGAGCAUCAUUCAAUCAUUUUGACAGGAGGAAGAAUGGAUUGAUGGACCAUGAUGAUUUCAGAGCUUGCUUAAUUUCAAUGGGUUAUGAUUUGGGUGAAGCUGAGUUUGCCCGAAUCAUGUCUCUGGUUGACCCCAAUGGGCAAGGAACCGUCACUUUCCAGUCCUUCAUUGACUUCAUGACCAGAGAAACAGCAGACACAGACACAGCUGAGCAAGUGAUAGCUUCCUUCAGAAUCCUGGCUUCAGAUAAGCCUUAUAUCCUGGCAGAUGAGUUGCGCCGAGAACUGCCUCCUGAGCAGGCUCAGUACUGCAUCAAGAGAAUGCCUCCGUACACCGGCCCAGGCUCUGUUCCUGGGGCUCUGGAUUACACCUCUUUUUCAUCAGCACUGUACGGAGAGAGCGACCUCUGAUUCUGUAAUUGGCCUCAUUCAUGGUAGACACUAAAAAUACCCACCUUAUCGCCCAGAUUGCUUCUCAAAAGCUUUGACAAGCUGAUUUAAAAACAAGUUUUACAAACACAGUAGGGUACCGUCAGUGUAAAGUGCUAGUAACUAACUGGUGUAUACUGAAGUGUGCAGCACGCUAGAUAUCUGCCUUGUUGGUUUUAGGUUGUCUGUCCUAUACGAUGCUAGAAAAUAUAUUAAAA